Cyclocybe aegerita is the source of this 1053-nucleotide messenger RNA. The record is from the annotation of a GenBank genome assembly. Lineage: Eukaryota; Fungi; Basidiomycota; Agaricomycetes; Agaricales; Hemipholiotaceae.
AUGGCACGAUUCGGCGCUGCUCGAACCGCCUCCAUCCUCAUCACCCUCUUCGGCGCAGUGUCCAACGCUAUCCUCACAAUCCAGGUCCUCGCGGCGUGGCGGUCAAUCAGGUGGGAGACGGAGAGCGAGUGGGAGUCGAGGGGCGAUAAGUGGCAGCUCGAUGGCGUAAAGGUCAUUUGGGGCCUUCUCUUCAUAUACUUCGCCUCUGCCGCAUCUGUCUGUGCGGUCGGCCUCCAUGGCGUCCUCAAGAGCAAACCCUCCCAUGUCCGCUUCUACCGCGACUACUCCAUCGCGGACUUUUCCCUGUGCACGCUGUGCUCGAUAUUGAUGACCUACGCCGCCUUCCUCAAGCCUGCCCGCGCGGGUGUCUGCGAGGAGUUUUCGCAUCACCCGGAGCUCAUGCGGGACAUGCUCGAGAUGGGGCUUAACAUCGAGAACUGCGAGCUCUGGCUCGAGCGAGCCGUAUUCGGCCUUAUUGCAUUCCUAUUCGUGAUGAUGGUCGUCCGUCUCCAUUUCCUGCUCGCCGUGUCGAAUUAUUAUUCGCAUCUCGCAAGGCAUUCGUACCACCACCACCAGCGCACUUCCUCAUGUUCGACGAUUCCCGCGUGCUCCUCAAACUCAGCAGGAGUAGCGUCGGGGUCCACACACUCCCUCCUCCAUUCCCAUUCCUCCUCUCAAUCCCACCCGCUACAGCGCAUCUACCUCCUCCCUAACACCCAGCACCACACCCUCGCCGGAUCCACCGGGUCCAACGACCCGGAGAACGGCGCCCUCGAGAUGGUGUACGCCCCCGUGCCAAGAAGCUCCCUGCCGAAAGACCUGCAGGAGCAAGCGACUGAGGCCUGGGUCUCGACGUCCAACGCCCGUCUCGCGGAUACAGAGGUGCGGCACCACAAUCACCACCACCACCGAAGACAUCGCAACGGCCAUGGCCAUUACUCUCGCCACCGAAGCUCCUCAAGAGAGACGACGGGCCGCAUCAAGCUCGAUAUUGCGGAGGGCGAGGGCUUGCUGCCUGUGUAUGAGCCGAUCGGCGCCGAGGGCAAGGUGUGA